AGAAGAUUAGAAGGCCUUUAUAUGAAAAGCAUCCCAUGAGCAAAUUUGCAUGGACAAUAGCUGAAGACACUGAUACUAUGGAAUGGUACAACAUCUGCCAAGAUGCCCUAAGAAAAGUCAAUGAAUCGUAUCAAGGAAAAGAGACUGCUGACAUCAUUCAAAACAAAGUUUUGCAGGCUCGAGAGGAGGAUGAGGAGAUUGAAUUCAAUUGUGCUAAUUACCAGCUUGAAAUAAUGAGAUGCUUGAGAGAACUCAAUGUUAACAACACUAUUGGAUGGAUUGGAACAUCAAAUAUUGGAGGCUGGAGCAGAUAUUUGGGUUACUUCAUCUUACCAGAUUAGCUCUGCUAUUGGUGGUACUUAUUUUAGCUCAUGAAUUGGAGGUAGUAGAGGAUGCAGAAUGCAAGUUUAUUUGAAGCCAAGUUUCAUUCAAGGUCAUUGAGUUCGGUUGAUAGAAGUAAUGUUUUGUAUAUGACAAUAUCGAACAAAUAUGUAAAGUUUUCGAAAUGUUGAUACAUAUAUGGUAAAAUGUUAAUAUAUGUUAAAGUUUUGGAA
Cucumis melo (muskmelon) is the source of this 554-nucleotide messenger RNA. RefSeq lists its product as uncharacterized. The transcript has 5 exons. The record is from RefSeq and is a predicted model, not a curated record. Bases 36 to 341 code for a protein of 101 amino acids. NCBI's taxonomy places the organism in Eukaryota, Viridiplantae, Streptophyta, Magnoliopsida, Cucurbitales, Cucurbitaceae.